Molecule: messenger RNA, 1186 nt
Organism: Gekko japonicus
Lineage: Eukaryota; Metazoa; Chordata; Lepidosauria; Squamata; Gekkonidae
Product: alkaline phosphatase, tissue-nonspecific isozyme-like
Exons: 9
Biological process (GO): dephosphorylation
Cellular component (GO): plasma membrane
Molecular function (GO): alkaline phosphatase activity
Source: RefSeq, a predicted model, not a curated record
AUGGGCCGACUGGUCACCCUGGGGAUCCACGGACUCCUUUCCCUCUGCAUCCAUCUUUCGGCUGCGUCCUUAGAGGAUGAAAAAGAUCCAAAGUAUUGGAACGAGAGAGCCGGGCAGACGCUGCAAUCCGCACUCAAGUUGACUCCAGUGGCCCAUCGAGCGAAGAACGUUAUUCUUUUCCUGGGAGACGGCAUGGGCAUCCCCACCAUCUCUGCCGCCCGCAUCUUUAAGGGCCAGAUGGACGGAGGACCCGGCGAGGAGGCUGUGCUGGCGAUGGAGGAAUUCCCCUAUGUUGCCCUGUCCAAGACUUACAACGUUGACCGGCAGGUGUCGGACAGUGCUGGAACGGGCACCGCCUAUUUGUGCGGGGUGAAAGCCAACGCCAAGACCUUGGGCGUGAGCGCCGCGGCCGUCUACGACCAGUGCAAUACCACCUUUGGCAACGAGGUGUACUCCAUCCUGCAUCGGGCGAAGUUAGGAGGCAAGGCUGUGGGGAUUGUGACGACCACCCGCAUCCAGCACGCCUCUCCGGGGGCUUCCUACGCGCACUCGGUCAACCGAGACUGGUACGCUGACGACGACUUGCCAGAAGAGGCCAUCCGGGAGGGCUGCAAAGACAUUGCUUACCAGCUGGUCCACAAUACAGACAUCAAUGUGAUCCUGGGAGGGGGCCGGAAGUACAUGACGCCCCGGCAGACACCCGACCCUGAAUAUCCGGAUGAUUCUAAGCAGAAUGGGACCCGGAACGAUGGUCUGAACCUCAUUGAAAUGUGGAUGAGCGCCAAGGAGGGCGCCCAAUAUGUCUGGAAUAAGACUGGCCUCGAAGCUGUGGACGAAAACUCCACCAACUAUCUCCUGGGCCUCUUCGAGCCCAAGGACAUGACAUACGAGCUGGACCGGGACAACGCCACGGACCCGUCCAUCGUGGAGAUGACUGAGGCGGCCAUUCGUGUCUUGAGCAAGAACCCCAACGGCUUCUUCCUCUUUGUGGAAGGAGGUAAAAUCGACCACGGACAUCACCAAGGCAAAGCCAAGCAAGCCCUGAUGGAGGCCGUGAUGCUGGACCGGGCCGUGGAGCGGGCCGGAGAGCUGACCAACGCCUCGGAGACCCUCAUGGUGGUGACGGCCGACCAUUCGCACGUCUUCACCUUCGGGGGCAAAACACCCCGUGGCAACAACAUCUUCG